Molecule: messenger RNA, 3009 nt
Organism: Callorhinus ursinus (northern fur seal)
Lineage: Eukaryota; Metazoa; Chordata; Mammalia; Carnivora; Otariidae
Gene: POLR3E
Product: RNA polymerase III subunit E
Biological process (GO): tRNA transcription by RNA polymerase III
Cellular component (GO): RNA polymerase III complex; nucleus
Source: RefSeq, a predicted model, not a curated record
GUUUCUCCACCAGCAACAUGGCCGCUGCCUAAGAGAAGAGCCGGGCCGCCGCCGCCUCUGCAGUCCGCGGGUACCUGGGCCGUUGCCGCCGCCCGCGCGCGGCCCCCGCGGAGAGAUUGAGUCUGAGGAUCGUGCGGCUGGCUCCCCCCUAGUAUGGCCAAUGAAGAGGAUGACCCAGUCGUACAGGAGAUCGACGUGUACUUGGCUAAAAGUCUGGCAGAGAAGCUCUAUCUGUUUCAGUACCCUGUGCGUCCAGCCUCGAUGACCUACGAUGACAUUCCACACCUCUCAGCCAAGAUCAAGCCCAAGCAGCAGAAGGUAGAACUUGAGAUGGCCAUCGACACCCUGAACCCCAACUAUUGCCGCAGCAAAGGGGAGCAGAUUGCACUCAAUGUGGACGGUGCCUGCACGGACGAGAGCAGCACUUACUCCUCGAAGCUGAUGGACAAGCAGACGUUCUGUUCCUCCCAGAGCACCAGUAACACAGCCCGUUACGCCGCUGCGCUCUACAGACAAGGUGAGCUGCACCUGACGCCUCUUCAUGGCAUCCUGCAGCUGCGGCCCAGCUUUUCCUACCUGGAUAAGGCGGAUGCCAAGCACCGGGAGAGGGAGGCGGCCAAUGAGGCAGGAGACUCUUCGCAGGAUGAGGCGGAAGAAGACGUGAAGCAGAUCACAGUGCGGUUCUCCCGUCCCGAGUCGGAGCAGGCCCGCCAGCGCCGCGUGCAGUCCUAUGAGUUCCUGCAGAAGAAGCACGCGGAGGAGCCCUGGGUGCACCUGCACUACUAUGGCCUGAGGGACAGCCGCUCUGAGCACGAGCGCCAGUACCUGCUGUGCCAGGGUUCCAGUGGGGUUGAGAACACUGAGCUCGUCAAGUCACCCAGUGAGUACCUCAUGAUGCUGAUGCCACCUAGCCCAGAGGAGGAGAAAGACAAACCCGUGGCUCCCAGCAACGUCCUGUCCAUGGCCCAGCUGCGCACCCUGCCCCUGGCUGAUCAGAUCAAGAUCCUGAUGAAGAAUGUGAAGGUCAUGCCUUUUGCCAACUUGAUGAGCCUCCUGGGCCCCUCCAUCGACUCUGUGGCUGUUUUGCGUGGCAUCCAGAAGGUGGCAAUGUUAGUCCAAGGAAACUGGGUCGUGAAGAGUGACAUCCUGUACCCCAAGGACUCCUCCAGCCCUCACAGUGGCGUGCCUGCCGAGGUGCUCUGCCGCGGUCGCGACUUUGUUAUGUGGAAGUUCACGCAGAGCCGGUGGGUGGUGAGGAAAGAGGUGGCCGCCGUGACUAAACUCUGCACGGAGGACGUGAAGGACUUCCUAGAGCACAUGGCUGUGGUGAGGGUCAACAAAGGCUGGGAGUUCAUACUGCCUUCCGAUGGGGACUUCAUCAAGAAACAUCCAGACGUGGUCCAGCGGCAGCAUAUGCUGUGGACAGGCAUCCAGGCCAAAUUAGAAAAAGUGUAUAAUCUUGUGAAGGAAGGCUUGCCAAAGAAGCCAGAUGGACAAUCAGGUGUGCAAGGGUCUGCUGCACUGCUCUCUGGGGACCAGCGGGUCCAGGCGGCCAAAAGCAAGGCCCAGCAGAACCACGCACUGCUGGAACGCGAGCUGCAGCGGAGGAAGGAGCAGAUGCGGGUGUCCGCGGUCCUGCCUGGCGUGCGGAUCAAGGAGGAGCCCAUGAGUGAGGGAGAGGACGAGGAAGAUCAAGAUGCAGAGGAAGACGAGGAGCCCAUGGACACCUCUCUCGGUGGCGGCCUCCACAACAGGCUGGCCAACGGGUUGCCUAGCGGGCGGGCGGCCGGCGGGGACAGCUUCAACGGGCACCCACUGCCAGGCUGCGCCAGCACCCCCGUGGCCCGGGAACUGAGGGCCUUCGUGGAGGCCACCUUCCAGAGACAGUUCGUGCUCACGCUGAGUGAACUCAAGCGCCUCUUCAACCUGCAUCUGGCCAGCCUGCCCCCUGGCCACACGCUGUUCAGCGGCAUCUCGGACCGCAUGCUGCAGGACACGGUGCUGGCCGCCGGUUGCAAGCAGAUCCUGGUGCCUUUUCCCCCCCAGACCGCUGCGUCCCCAGAUGAGCAGAAGGUGUUCGCCCUCUGGGAGUCUGGAGACAUGAGCGAUCAGCACCGACAGGUUUUGCUUGAAAUCUUUUCCAAAAAUUACCGGGUACGCCGGAACAUGAUCCAGUCACGGCUGACUCAAGAGUGUGGAGAGGAUCUGAGUAAACAGGAGGUGGAUAAAGUGCUAAAGGACUGCUGUGUAAGCUAUGGCGGCAUGUGGUACCUUAAAGGGACGGUACAGUCUUGACAGUAGUCACAAACCACUAACCCAGUGACGCCAAGCCCAAGGAAGGACGGCGGAGCCGGCGGAGGUGCCAGUGGUCUUGCUGCUUCGGAAGACCCGGAGCAAGAGGAACUGACCAUGUCGCGGCUGGGGCGGUGUGCUGUCUGGCAGCCAGCGGGGAUCUUCCUCAGCCAGGGGCAGGGUCAGCUGAAGUUAGAUCGCUCCCAGGACAGAGGGCAGCCGGGACCUUCAUUACAGUAUAAUUUGAAAUUCUUGAUGUAUUUUGCUUAUUAUUUGGUUCAUUCUCGUAAUAAAGAGAGUGUAUACUGACCACAGGCAGGCUGAUGAAAAUCAUGGUUUAAUAUUUUACUUUUCAAAGUUAUGUUUACAAGAUGAAGAAAACCUCAAGGUUUUAAAUAUUUAAAACGCCUAGAAGCCAGUAUUUAGUCCUCGAUUAUCUAUCUGCUAAGACUUCUGCCAAUUUCAUUAAACCAAAUCGAAUUGUUUCACUGCUGGGUUUCUGUGGCCACCUUACCUUUUAAGACAAUUUUAUGUAGCAGUUUCAGCUGUUUACAUGAAUCCUAGCAAAAAAUCAGACUCAAAUCCAUCUAUAAAUGUUUGCAUAAGGAUACAAACCAAACCAGGUAAGUAUGGAACAAUGUAUAAGUGAGGUUAUCACACUUUGAUGUAAAAAAUUUAUAUUUUGUGUAUUUUUAAAAUAAAUACUAACACUAACCU